UGUUUGUGUGCGAGGAGAGAGAGAGAGAGAGAGAGAGUUAAACGCUGCCAAAGCCGAUUACAGUGUAUCAGGUCUGUGAUUCUUUCAUUCUCUGUGCACUUGAGGGUUCUCCCCUCUCUGAACCACACGCUUUCUACUACUUAUUUAUUUAUUUAUUUUUUAGUUGUUUGGCUAUAGAGGCAAAGCAUGGAUUUAUUUUAGUGCGCUCGGACAUCUUCACUAUGAGUUCCUCUGCAGAAUCGCUUCCGACAGCGGAGCAACUUUUCCGUGCGCCACGGCGCCGCUGAGCCGCUCGUCUCUCGGCGGGGAAGUUUACACGCAACCCUUGGCCAACAUGGGCUCGCGGUGAACCCUCCGGCUUUCCCACUUCCUUCUCUCUUCAAAAACGUACAACAGGAUGCAGAAGAGCGUCCGCUACAACGAAGGACACGCGCUAUUUCUGUCGGCGGUCGCGCGUAAAGAGGGGACCAGGCGCGGCUACCUGAGCAAGAAGACGACGGAGAACAGCCGAUGGCACGAGAAGUUCUUCGCCCUCUACCAGAAUAUACUGUUCUACUUCGAGAACGAGCAAAGCGCGCGACCUUCUGGGAUUUACCUGUUGGAGGGAUGCACCUGCGAGCGCGCGCCGGCACCCAAGUUGUCCACCACUGGGAAGGAAGCGCUGGAGAAGCAGCACUACUUCCUUAUCGUGUUUGGUCACGAUGGACAGAAACCUCUGGAGCUGCGGACGGAGGAGGAGAGUGAGUGCGAUGAAUGGGUGGAGGCCAUCCAGCAGGCCAGUUACUCUGACAUCAUCAUCGAACGUGAGGUGCUGAUGCAGAAAUACAUCCACCUCGUGCAGAUUGUGGAGACGGAGAAGGUGGCCGCCAAUCAGCUGCGCACUCAGCUGGAAGAUCAGGACACUGAAAUAGAGAGGCUGAAAUCCGAGAUUGUAGCUCUGAACAAAACUAAGGAGCGAAUGCGGCCGUACCAUGUUUACCAUGAAAACGAAGACCCUGACAUCAAAAAGAUCAAAAAGGUGCAGAGUUUCAUGCGGGGCUGGCUCUGUCGGAGGAAGUGGAAGAUCAUUGUCCAGGACUACAUCUGCUCUCCUCACGCUGAGAGCAUGAGGAAGAGGAACCAGAUCGUCUUCAAUAUGGUGGAAGCAGAGACAGAGUACGUCCACCAGCUCUACAUCCUGGUCAACUUUUUCCUCAGACCUCUGAGGAUGGCCGCCAGCUCCAAGAAACCCCCCAUCAGCCACGACGAUGUGAGCAGCAUCUUCCUCAACAGUGAGACCAUCAUGUUCCUGCAUGAGAUUUUCCAUCAAGGCUUGAAGGCGAGGAUAGCCAACUGGCCAACUCUGGUGCUGGCUGACCUAUUUGACAUCCUGCUGCCGAUGCUAAACAUCUACCAGGAGUUUGUGCGUAACCACCAGUACAGCCUGCAGGUUUUGGCCAACUGUAAGCAGAACAGAGACUUUGACAAGCUGCUGAAGCAGUACGAGUCUAACGCCGCCUGUGAGGGAAGGAUGCUCGAGACCUUCCUCACGUACCCCAUGUUCCAGAUUCCCCGUUACAUCAUCACCUUGCAUGAACUAUUGGCCCACACGCCUCAUGAGCACGUGGAGCGCAAGAGUCUUGAAUUUGCCAAGUCCAAAUUAGAGGAACUGUCCAGAGUCAUGCAUGAUGAGGUGAGUGACACAGAAAACAUCCGGAAGAACCUGGCAAUAGAGAGGAUGAUUGUGGAGGGCUGUGACAUCCUGCUGGACACCAGCCAGACCUUCGUAAGGCAGGGCUCUCUGAUCCAGCUGCCAUCUGUGGAGCGAGGGAAACUAAGCAAGGUCCGCCUGGGGUCCCUCUCUCUGAAGAAGGAAGGGGAAAGGCAGUGCUUUCUCUUCACCAAACACUUCCUUGUCUGCACUCGCAGCUCUGGGGGCAAACUACACCUUCUCAAGCAAGGUGGAGUUUUGUCCCUAAUUGACUGCACACUUAUUGAGGAACCAGACGCCAAUGACGAGGAGUCCAAAGCUGGUGGUCAGGUGUUUGGUCAACUGGACUUUAAGCUGGUGGUGGAGCCAUCGGACUCGCCCUCGUUCACUGUGGUGUUACUGGCCCCGUCAAGGCAAGAGAAGGCUGCGUGGACCAGCGAUAUAAGCCAGUGCAUUGAUAACAUCCGCUGUAAUGGCUUGAUGACCAGUGUAUUUGAGGAGAACUCUAAAGUCACUGUGCCUCACAUGAUCAAAUCCGAUGUGCGUCUCCAUAAAGAUGAUGUUGACAUUUGCUUCAGCAAGACGCUCAACUCCUGCAAGGUCCCCCAGAUCCGUUACGCCAGCGUGGAGCGGCUGCUGGAGAGGCUGACCGACCUGCGCUUCCUCUCCAUCGACUUCCUCAACACCUUCCUGCACACAUACAGGAUCUUCACCAUGGCAACGGUGGUCAUGGACAAACUGGCUGACAUCUACAAGAAGCCCUUCUCUUCCAUACCGAUCAGGCCGCAGUACCACUCAUUUGACCGUCUGUCCAUCUCAUCUCUUUGUCCUGACUACAGUCUGAAGAUCAAGAAGAUAGCCAUGGAUCAGUCCAAGUCCUUGGAGUUGUUUUUUGCCACCAAUCAAAAUAAUAGAGGUGGCGAGCACAUAAAUGACAGAUCUCCUCGUCUCUGCCGCAAGUUCUCCUCCCCUCCUCCCCUCUCCAUCCAGUCGCGCACCUCCUCCCCUGUCCGAACACGAAAGCUCUCCCUCCACUCCCCGAUCACUGCCAGGGUCGGGGGCCUCGACCUGACCAGCCCCCUGUCCGGCGGCUCCCCCAUCAGCUACAACACGUCCCAGUCUGCGGCCAGUAGCCCCACGUCCGCCCACACCCCACAGACUCCGACGCCCCAGACCCCAACCCCGACUACAUCGUCCCCGCCUCCCUCCUCCACCUCUCCACCGCCCAACAACUCCAAGUCACCGCAGGACCAAGCUCCUCCCAUACCCACGUCCCCCGACCAGAGUCCCUGCUCAUCUGCGGAGGGAGAGGAGGUGCCCAGGAUUGACCCCUUCUGUGGUAAACUGCGGCGGAGCAUUCGCAGAGCUGUGCUGGAAUCGGUCUCACUGGAGAAAAUCAUUCCGGAGUCUCCACAGGGCAGUGAGGCAGGAGACAUGUCUCCGUGUCGCUCUCCUUCUACACCUCGGCACCUCCGCUACAGGCAGCCUGGAGUCCAGUCAGGGGAGAACUCACGCUGCUCAGUCUCUCCUGCCUCGGCCUUCGCUAUCGCCACAGCCGCAGCCGGACACGGUUCACCACCAGUGUUUACGAACUCUGAAAGAACCUGUGAUAAAGAGUUCAUCAUCCGCCGAGCUGCAACUAACCGAGUUCUCAACGUGCUGCGCCACUGGGUCUCAAAACACUCACAGGACUUUGAGAUGAACGGGGAGCUGAAGAUGUCGGUGAUCUGCUUGCUGGAGGAGGUGCUCCGAGAUCCAGACCUUCUCCCCCAGGAGAGAAAAGCCACUGCCAACAUACUGAGCGCCCUUUCUCAAGACGAACAGGAAGACGCCCAACUGAGAAUAGAGGACAUUUUACAGAUGGCUGACUGCCCGAAGGCUGAGUGCUUUGAGUCUCUGUCUGCGAUGGAGCUGGCUGAGCAGAUCACUCUGCUGGAUCAUAUCGUCUUCAGGAGCAUUCCCUACGAAGAGUUUCUGGGCCAGGGCUGGAUGAAGGUUGAUAAGACAGAGAGGACGCCCUACAUCAUGAAAACUAGUCAACACUUCAAUGAUAUGAGCAACCUGGUGGCGUCACAGAUCAUGACCCACACCGACGUGGGCUCGAGGGCCAACUCCAUUGAGAAGUGGGUUGCUGUGGCGGACAUCUGUCGCUGUCUGAACAACUACAACGGCGUACUGGAGAUCACGUCGGCGCUCAAUCGCAGUGCAAUCUACCGCCUGAAGAAGACCUGGGCUAAAAUCAGCAAACAGACUAAAGCCCUGAUGGACAAACUACAGAAGACUGUGUCCUCCGAGGGAAGGUUUAAAAACCUGCGGGAAACACUAAAAAACUGCAACCCUCCAUGUGUUCCAUACCUGGGAAUGUACCUGACGGACUUGGCCUUUAUUGAGGAGGGAACGCCAAAUUUUACAGAGGAGGGUCUCGUUAACUUCUCCAAAAUGAGGAUGAUUUCCCACAUCAUACGAGAGAUCCGACAGUUCCAGCAGACGCCGUACAGAAUAGAGCAUCAGCCGAAGGUGACCCAGUACCUGAUGGACAAGACUCUGAUCAUGGAUGAGGACACGCUCUAUGAUCUCUCACUGAAGAUUGAGCCUAGGCUGCCUGCAUGAGUUACAGCUGUUUGUGGCCCGUGGGAGCCUGCCACACCUGGACCCCACCCCCACCCCCCCCUCAAGGGCAGUGCGCCUACAUAAUCUCAUCAAUCCAGAGGGAAAAAAUUGGGAGAGAGGUUUUGAGAGAGCGAAAUGGAAGCACGUACUGACUGAAGUGAGAUUACAGCUGAACAAGCUUGAGAGUUUUGCCAGAGGUUGAGGGAGCGUGUGGAGUGUGAGGAGGAUUGGUUGUCUUCAAGGGGAGCAAGAGGAAAAACACGUUGGCUGCAUUGCAUGAGGGUUUUGAGCAAAUGACGCGCCGGUGCUCGUCGUUCCUCAGUCUGGAGUGCGGUGCAUGUGGCACUGCACUUCCUCAGACAGCCUGAGAGUGCAGGAAAGGGUGGGAGCAUGGAUAUAACAGAGAUGUAGCAUAUACAGAUAGUAUGACAGAGUGACGCCUCAGCUCGUGUCUCUGUGCCGUUGUCUGUGUUCUGUUGCCUGUGCAUUUACGUGCCAAGAGCCCCCAAACGCUUUCUGUCACGAUGGUCACCGCAGAAAAAAACUUGCAUGAUUUCAACUUGGGAUGUAACUGCCUAAAUGGCCUUCAACCUGAGCCCUGGCCCUAAGCUUAGCACGCUUCACUCUUACCAGGGUGACCCUCUGCUAAGCCACUAUGCAUCCUCAGCGGGCUGGGUACUGCAAAACGCCUUUAAGCCUUCAAAUAAAACGUGUAACACAAAAUUUGGAAUAUUUUGUUGAAUUCAGAUUUUUCCUACGAUAAAUCAGUCUAAUGUCAGUCUUCGGCUAAAGACGUCCCAAUGUCCAUAUGAAUGAUACAAAGUAUAACAUUUUAUCGGUGCCUUCCACUAGCGUAGGUCAAUUCUCCCAAUUUGCAAGUUUUCUAUAAAUCUCGCUUAUAAAUAUUAAUUAAUUUCCUUUAAGGAAUGGACCAUAGUUCUCUCUUGUUCAACUUCUUUUUCAGAAAAUAGGUCACGUGGACUAAAGUGUAGCAUGUUAGUGUAAACACAGUAAAGUCAUUGCAGCAUUUGAUCGUCAGCAAAUAUCUCCCUCUACUGUUUAAACAUUGUUAUAACCUCUAACCCAAAGCUUUUGCAGCCUUUGUGUGCAGUUUGGUUAUUUAUUUCAAUUAUUUUCUAUUUUUUUGGCUUGUGCAAACUGUCAUCUGUACUAAUGUGUGCAUUCAGGUUUCUGCGUGUACGUGGAACCUGGCUACAGUUUAGACCGGGACAGUUUUUUCACACUUUGAGAUGUAGCUUUGCUUGAUUGACAGUUUAAUAUUUAGUCACCACUCUUUAUUUCAUCAGAUACUGUAUUUAUGUUAUUUUUGUACAUAGUAAAUUAACACAUAUCAUAGGAUUGAUAAAGAAAAUACUCUUGGAUUGCUGUGAAUGUGGAUUUUAUUGGAUUUUUUUUCCUUUUUCAUCUCUCUAGCGUUCAUGUUGAAUUCUAGUUUUGCAUCCCAGUCUCUUGUAUAGAAAAAAUAAAUAAAUAAAGAUGCCUUCCGAUGGUUAAAAAAAUGUAGCAUUUAAAUGAUCGGACUUUGUUUUGCGUGUCACUGAUAUCAUGAAUAUAGUUGUCCUGCAUGCACACAACAGUUGCAUGUUGUGCAUGUCUGACCAGACGCUCCCCGUACCUUCUUCCUCUUCUUCUCUAUAUUUAUAUUGUCUCUAUUGCUGUCAGGAAAAAUGGAAUAAAAACAACGUUUUGUCAGUCCAUUCUGGCAUGUUUGUCUCUUAGUGUACCUUGCGAAGUCAAGUAAAGCUAUGUCAGAACAGCCUGUCGUCAUGCAGUGUUGGAGCUUUCCUCACAAAACAAGCCCUUUUGCCCAGAUCCAUUGGGGGAAGUGUUUUCAGACCUUUUGUGAAAACUUGUCCUUCGCACUUCGUCUGUUUUACACACAGGUUUGGGAGUUUAGGAUGCUAUGUUUGUAUUGUAAUAUAAUUUAUUUUUUGUGUGUAUUUGUUUGUGUUUUUAUUUAUUUGUUUGCAUUUUUCACUUGUUGGUGCAGGGGAAAUAAAUUCAACAUGCCUUA
Mugil cephalus (flathead mullet) is the source of this 6335-nucleotide messenger RNA. It is a transcript of the gene rasgrf2b, whose product is annotated as Ras protein-specific guanine nucleotide-releasing factor 2b. NCBI's taxonomy places the organism in Eukaryota, Metazoa, Chordata, Actinopteri, Mugiliformes, Mugilidae. Bases 398 to 4300 code for a protein of 1300 amino acids. The transcript has 29 exons. The record is from RefSeq and is a predicted model, not a curated record. Gene Ontology annotation, biological process: Ras protein signal transduction; positive regulation of GTPase activity. Gene Ontology annotation, molecular function: guanyl-nucleotide exchange factor activity; protein binding. Gene Ontology annotation, cellular component: plasma membrane.